Molecule: messenger RNA, 7911 nt
Organism: Volvox carteri f. nagariensis
Lineage: Eukaryota; Viridiplantae; Chlorophyta; Chlorophyceae; Chlamydomonadales; Volvocaceae
Gene: cyc53
Product: guanylyl and adenylyl cyclase family member
Exons: 24
Coding region: 1-7911 (2636 amino acids)
Biological process (GO): receptor guanylyl cyclase signaling pathway; intracellular signal transduction; cGMP biosynthetic process
Molecular function (GO): protein binding; peptide receptor activity; guanylate cyclase activity
Source: RefSeq, a predicted model, not a curated record
AUGUCUAUAACGCUGCCUUCCUGGCACGUUGUGCCUUCCGUCUUUGUGGGGCUACUUCUGGGGAGCAUCUUUGGCAGCUCGUCUGACACCUGGAUACUGCUCCGAGGAGCAUUCGUCAAGUUCUCGGGCCGCAGCCCGUCACAGCGCAGACAGGACGCGGCGCUGACUGCGGCCCAAAGCAGGUGGCUUGUACAGAACCUCGUCGCCAGGCUUUGCGCCCUGACAUUGGCCUACAGCCAGCUGUGCGUGCUGGUGAAUAACGUGACACGUGACCGGGCAGGCUCUCACUCCCACACACCCUCCUCCCCCUCCUCCUCCUCCCACCACCACCGCCAUUACAAUGACAUCCCCCAUCAACAGCCCUCACCAUACCACCACCACCACUACCACCAACCGCACAACGCUACGCCAGCGGGGCCAGCAACCCUCGACUUCUCCCGCGUGCUGGCCUUAUGCGGGGCCCUGAUGCUUACCGGCGUCCACGCCACCAGCCUCUUCUGGCUGGCCUUGGACGGUCGCGGCUACGUGGCCAAGGCCCCGCGGUGGCACCCGCGGCUAAGCUUGCUGCAGGGCCUGGCGGUACUGGCCUGCCAUUGUAGCGGCCGCAUGCCGGUGCAGUUCCAGGUCCAAGCGAUCAGUCACGGGCUGCUGCUGAUCUUGCAGCAGGAUUCCAAGGACCUCUUCCUCUUGCAGCUGGCGCUGGCGGGUCUGACCUACCAGGUAGCGCAUGCAGCACAGCCGUAUGUCCACAAGUUGGGAACUGCCGUACCUGGCAGCGGAGGCGGAGGCGGCGGAGUGUGCGAUGCAGCAGCGGCCGCAGCCUGCCCAGCUGUUUUCGACAGCUCCCUGUCGUACAGCCCCCCUAGCGUCAACGCCGCCAUGCAGAGCGCCAGCUUUCUGGGGAUUAUGUUGGCCCUGAUCUUCCUUUAUAACGUCUACACGAAAUCCUUUUCCCUCCCGCAGCCGUCGUCAAGCCACGUGGAAAGGAACGCACUCGCUGCAUCCUACAUGUCGGCGUGCAGCAGCAGCCUGCCGGUAACAGGCGGAGGCGGCAGCAGCCUGGCGGGUACAGCACCGGGCGCUUCGGAAAGCGGCGGCGGUGGCGGCAGCGGUGGCGGCGGCGGAGGCGGCCUGGAGCCGUCCGCAGCGGGAGAUUCACGUGGUAGCGACUCGCCGCGGCGCCGUAUCAGCGGCCUCGCGCCGUCCUUGCUCCCGUGGGUGACGCGCCGCCGGGCCCAAGGCCGCAGCAGCAGCACUGCCGGAGCCGGCGGCACCGUGACGCCGUCGCCGCCGCCGCGGAAUAGCAUUUCUGGCACCUCAGCCGCAGCCGCUGGCGUUGGCGCCGGCGGCUGCGGCACUUGUCCCUCCACUAGCGCUUCCGUGAUCAGCUGCGGCAUACCCUCCGCAACGCAAACGUUUUUCGCCAGCAAUUUCCUCACCCUGCGGCCCAUGACUCGCGCGUACCUGCUAAAAGUGGGCUUGUCCCGUCUGUCUGCGGUCGUGGCCGGCACCGUGUUCUGCUGGGCUUUGGUCAUGGACUUGGUGGCAGGCGCGCCCCCGCUUUCGCGCAUGGUGUCGCUGCUGUCGACGGUGGCGCUGGUGGGUGCAAAUGCGGCGCACGCGGUGCUGAUCUGGCGGCACCCGUACGUGUACCUCCGUGCCGUACGCAAGUACAACUUUGCGACAUGGGCGGUGACUGUAGCGGGGCUGGUGGUGAAGCACGUGGAGCCGUGGGUGUUCCGUCAGAACCCCGAGCUCAUGGCAGUGGCCGUGUCGUUCGCCUCGCUGCACGGCUUCGUCCACGAUGACAGUGGGCUGGUGUUUGCGGGUCUCGAACUGGUCAUCUUGGCGGCGGCGGUGCUGCAAACGCUGUUGUGGGGCCCUGGGCUGACCGCAUCGCCUGGAGGGCAGCUGGAAAUUCUCAGGGAUUGCACCAUCUACGGGGCCAUAUGCGGCCUAGCCUGCAUGGCCCACGCCGUCAAUCAGCAGUUCCGCCUUACCGGCAGACAGACCUCCUUCCGCGCCGCCGUACCACAGACUCUGCGCGUCAGCAGUAGCAGCAGCGCCGUCGUCGACCCGCGGGGCAUUACCCGGGCGAGCUUUGACUCCUUCCUCGCCGACUCCCAGCAGACGCCGUCACCGCCACCGCAGCCGUCGCUGCUACCCCCGGACUUUCUGCUACAGCCGCAAGGCCAACCGAAUCUGCAACUGCACCCGAUUGGCCCCCACGUGUACCCCCCCCACGGGCAGCCGCUGCUGCCGUCGCCGAGUCGCUGGGCCGCCCUCCGGCACCCGCCCAAGCGGCACAUGAGCCUGCUGACCCCGCUGGCAGAGGGCCACGCUGGGGCACCUGCGCCAACCUUGUCUCCACGCACCACCGGCGGCGAGGCAUCCCGACUAGCCAUCAGCAGCAUCGCCACGCCGUUCUGCUCCGCCGCCGCCGCGCCGGCCGACGACUCGUUUUCCGCCACGCUGGGCGCUGAGGUACUAGGGGACCGCCCUCAGGUCCGCAUGGAACGUGGCGGCUCCGUCGGCGACCUUUCGCCCCUGCCGUACAGCACCGCCGCAAUUCGCGUCUCCGGCAGCGCCGCCGCCACUCGCAUCUUGAACGUGCAUUCGAGCACCUCUAUGGAUCAGGUAUUAGACCUGUCGGCAUCCGCCGCCAUUGGCGACAUCGCCAGGUCUGAGCUCGGCAGCGGCGACGGUACGGCGAUUAGCGGUAGCAGCGUCGGCGGCCGUCGAGGAAGCCGCGCUCCGCCCUGUCGACACGUAAGCAUCAGGAUGGCAGCCCUGCGGGAGCCUGUACGGCGGCGGCGCUCCACCGCGACGACACCCACGUUAUUCGAAGCUCCGCGUUUGAUCCUGGGGUCCCCGGCCUGUACGGCCGGCGGGUCUGGGGAACUUGACGGCAACAUAUGGGAUGCCGCACUGCCCUCUCCGGAGUCGCGGCCGUCGUCGUCGGGUCCCGGCAGCGGCAAGUUGCCGACGCUGUCGACGCAGCAUCUGUCGCGAGGUGGGUCUUCCAAGGACUUGGCUUCGCUGCCGCUGCUGCAGGCGCUCGGCGGCGGCGGCGGCGGCACGGGCCGAGCUAGCGGCAGUAUGACAACUGCCGGCGGUGAGGGCUUGGGGAGUUCGUUACGGCGGCUUGCGUUGAGUACGCAGAUAGGUUGCAUGAGGCGCAGCAGCGGCGGCGGCGGCGGCAUGGGGCCUGUCACGGGCUGGGAUUCGGCGACGACAUCUCCCUCAAAUUCGAAGAGUCUUACAGCGGCGGUGGCGGCAGUGGCAGCUGCGCGCCAUCGCAGCACCCAGCCAGAACCUGAGGAGGUGGAUGCGUUACUGCUGGCGGCGUGUCGGAGCCUGGAGGGGUCACCGCGCAGCUCCCCACGAAAGGGCGCAUUCGGGCCGCCGGCGGCGGGUAGGGGCCCGGCAGUACCCGCAGAUUUUCGUCUGCCUCCUCCUCCUCCUCCUCCUCACCAUCCGUCGGCCAUCCCCAGCGUCUUGACGAACGACGAUGACAUGUCCUCCUGGUCUGCGGCGCUAGCGGCCGCCGGCGGGUCGCCGCCCUUCCAGGUGUACGGCACCAGGAAUAAGUCCCUGACGAGUAAUACUCGGUCAGACUCUGCUGCGCAGGUUUCCGUUGGUGGCGUAGAAGAGCUGACGGCGGUGGCGGCGGAAGGACGCGCUUUGGAGGGGACUCUCUGUGCAGUACGGCCGGCAGGCAGCACAGAGGCAACGACGGAGGCGACGGCGGUGGCGGCGGACUUGAGCCGGCCUGGCGAGACCGUAAUGCCGUCGUCGACGACGGCGACCGAGACGCAUGUACGACAGCUUGUGGACAUCCCGCAUCUGAUCGCCGUUGCUGGCGGCCUCUUCCGCCGCUCCCGUCAGGUGAUCCCCACGCCGUCGCCACUUGGGCUCAGUACCACUAGCGGCGGCGGCGGUGGCGGCGUCGCAUUCGUCCCUGACUCCAUGGAUGGCACAGACGACGCGGCGGCGGCGGCGGCGCCGGAGGCAGCAUGGGCGCCAUUGGCUGCGGAGCAACAGUCUGGCAGUGAGGAUCGCGGUCCCCUAUCGCCCGAGCUAUCGCCCGGAAGACCGCUCAAGGUCUCCACGUCCUUACCCACGCUGGCGUUACGUACGGUGGUCGACGCCGCCACGACGCCAGUGCCGACACAGUCUGGUGCUGCUACUGCCGCUGCGGCUGCUGCUGCUGGCCCGCGCGCCGCCGAGCGCGCCGCUGACGCUACCGCCACCGCAGCCACCGCGGCCGCGGCGGCGGCGGGAGGCGCGCUGCGGGCGCUGGGUCACCAGCUCCGCCGCCUGACGUCAGCUCCCGCCAGCCGCGGCUCUUUAUCGGGCAAUCAGGGCUUGCAAGGUGCUGCUUCUUUAGGAGGCGCCAGCGCGAUGGACGCUGUGGUGGGGGGUCUGGAGGGUUACGUUAGCCCCAUCCGUAUGGGCCUGGGGAGCCUGCUGUUCUCCUGGCGGGGUGCGGCAGCUGGGUACGGCGAUACGUCUGUCGCCGCCGCCGGUAGCGGCAGCGGCGAUCCGUCGCGGAUAGAGGACUCCACCCCGCGGGAUGUUGUGUUUGGCAUCAUCUACACGGCCCAGCACGCCUUGGACCUUGGCCACCUACUGCGCGCCUUUAAGCCGUCUGAGGUGACGGGCACAUGGGUGGCGGCGGCGCUGCUGUACGGCAUCACGCUGGUGGCAGGGUUGCUGUACUUGGCGGCGCUGCGCCGCGGCGACCGCUGGGCGACGUCGCAGCGCUUCCGCCGCGUGUUUUGGGCUCUGCGUCUCACUGUGCUCCACGCGCUGCGGUCUACGAUAUACACGGUUGCGGGCAUGCAGGUGCCGAGCCUGCUGGGCCGCUCUCUGGUUUCCUCAGUGGCAUUCGGACUGCUGGGACUGCCCGCUGACAUAUUCCUGCGUGCCAUGCCAGUAAAGAUAGUCGUGGUUUACUGUUUGAGCUGCGUCAAGGACGCCACGAGGUUGGAGCCCCUGCGCCUGUUGGUGUCCCUCGCCACGUACUUUGUGGCCUCCACCCUAGCAUUCACCGCCGCUGCCGCCGCUGUCAACCGCGCUGCGCUGCGGCUGCACCUCCACGCCGCGGUACAUUGCACCAUCGACGCCGCCGCCGCCACUGCCGCCUUGGAAAGCAAGCUGGCUGAGCGCGCCACAGCGGCGGCGGCUGACGGCGCCGCCGGUGCCGUUGACGACGACAACGAUUUUGACAUCGGCGACUCGGCUUCUGACCUUAUCGCGGCGGAUGAGAGGGACAUGGGCGACCUGGCAGAGGACGUCUUGACAAACCACCGUAGAAUGGGCUGCGGCUGCUGCAGCCUCACCACUGCGGAUUUCGGCGUGCCGACGAUGGCGGAGCGGGAUGGGUCGGGGGGACGGGCGGGGCCUGUGUCGGCGGCGCUGUCGCUGCUGGCAUGUGCGCUGCGUAAUGGCCUCCCGGCAGCUUUCGGCGCCGCCGCGAGUGCGCAUGCUGCAGAGAGUUCGGCGGAGUCGUCGCAGCAGCAGCAGCAGCAACAGCAGCCGCGUGUGGUGCCGAAUCCGCUGCUGUGCUACUGGAACACGUUUUGCUCGGACGGCAACACGCUGGCUUCGACUGUGUUUGCCUUGUUGACGCUGCUGUUCGCCUUUGUGACUCGUCUGCUGUUGCGCUAUGGGGAGCACAAGUCCGGUUACGAGCCGGACCCGUACUUUCUGCUAGAGCAAUGGAUUCUUCACGGCGUCGAGGUUGGCGUGCGUGCAGUGGUAGUCCGGCUCAAUGCGGCGGAGGGGGUGUCGGGCCUCCCGCAGACCGCCCUGGCGCUGUCGCUGUUCCUGCUGGCCGUCUCCUGUGUGGUGAUCAGCCAGGUGGUAGCACUGGCCUUCUCGGCCUCUGUGGACCCCCGGGUGGCUCUGUACCAGCAGGCCAUGGCGGAGCUGUCCGCUGCCGUAUCGUCCAUGCAGCUGCAGGAAGCUUCGAGACACGCCAUCACAGCCUCGGUGGACAAGUACAUGGGCGAGGCUCUUGACAGCUGCUCCGCGCUCCUUGUGCUGGUGGAAGCCCAGACUACUCGACCCGCCACCUUUGACGGCAUGGUUUCACCCCUGCUCUUCAAGUCUGUCGGGGGCCCUCAAAAUAGCCGACGGAACCUGGGGGCAGCAGCUACUGGUUCCGGUGGCCAUGGGGGCGGGGGCGGGGGAGGCAGCGCGGGGGCGACCUCACACGGUAUGGAGUACGACACCCACGCCACGGUGUAUGUGCUACAUGACAGGCUGCUGGGGCCUGACCUGCCGCCGUACAAGCUGCCUUUGGAAGAGCUGCCCAGCGUGACAGCCGCGCUGCAGGGCUGUGUGCCGCUAUUCACCAACGAUACCACCAAGGCCAGUGAAGACCUCAUGAACCGUUUUGGCGACUGGCGCAGCGCGCGCGACGUGGAGGGUGCUCGCAGUCUGUGUGUUGUGCCCAUGUGCUUCAGCGGUCAGCCCCAGGGUGCUCUGGUUCUUCACUCUCCCCUGGCGGAUGUGAUGGACUCGUUGUUUGUGAGCAUGCUGCAGGCGCUGGCAGCGCAACUGGGGCAGGUCAUGUAUCUGAAGCGCGCGCUGGAAGAUGUCCGCGCGGACGAGCACCUGCUGUCCGACCUGAUGCCCUCCCACGUGGCGCACACCCUCAAGCGCCGUUUCAUGUCCAGUCACGAAGAUGCGCUCACGCUGCCCAUGUUCGCAUCUAAGGCGGCCUCGCAGGGGCCACCGGGACUGGGCCCACCCAUGGACGCCGCCAGCCUGGGGAGCUUUGGAAAUGCCUCGUUUGACGGGGGGUCGCUCCUGUGGAAGCAGUCAGGCGGCGGGGGGCUGGGGGGAGGUGGCGGCAGCGGCGGCUUCGCCACCGUCAGUGCCGCGGCUGCCGCCGCGGUAGCGGCGGGCAUGCCCGGCGGCGGAGGCGAAGCCGCAGCUGCCGCCCCUGCCCAGAUCGCCAGCGCACUGGCCAGUGGCGGCAGCGGCGGCGGCGGCGGUGGCGGCUUCUUGCAGGGGUAUGCAUCGGGGGGCCCUAGCCUAGGUAGCGGGCAGGGCGGCAUGUCAACACGGCGUUGCGGGUUGGCUGCCGCGGGGUGGAGUGCCGCGGUGCUCGCACAGCAACAGCAGCAGAACUCAGGGGGCGGGGGCUCGGCGGCGGGGGGAGGUACGGCGCAGGACCUUACUGGGUUGACGGAAGCGUUGCCGGCGGGUGCAGCGGCGGCGACCGCGACCGCAGCGGUGGCGGCGGUGGCGGCAGCUUCCCGAAUAGGUCCCGCCGUGACGUCGCUUGAGACGGCGGUGGGUCUCGUGUACCAGCAGUGGCAUAGCGACGUCACAGUCCUGUUUGCGGACAUUGUGCAGUUCACGCCUAUGAGCCAGGAAAUGGAACCACAACAGGUGAUGAUGAUGCUCCACGAGCUGUUCAGUCGUUACGAUGCGCUGCUGGACCGGCACAACGUGUACAAGGUGGAGACCAUCGGAGACUGCUAUAUGGCAGCGACGGGUCUUCUGGCGGAUGACCCCGACCACGCGGCGCACAUGCUCGACUUCGCAGUGGGCAUGUUGGCGGCGGCUGCCACUGUGGCUGUUCCCCUGCCAGGUCGUGGCAAUGUGCGCAUCCGCGUGGGCAUGCACACCGGGCGAGUGAUGAGCGGCGUGGUGGGGGCUGUGCGGGCCCGCUACUGCCUGUUUGGUGACACGGCCUCCGAAACCACGUACCUCUCCCUCCCCUCGGAGCGGCAGCUGCACUGGCAGUUCCGCGGAGCCAUUGAGGUGAAGGGCAAGGGCUCCAUGAACACAUACCUCUUCGUGCCGCAAAACAACAACAACAACAACAACAAUAUUAUUAUCAACAAUAUUAUCAACAAUAAUAUUAACGCGGACAACACCGUCACUGCCUAG